Plasmodium malariae is the source of this 714-nucleotide messenger RNA. Lineage: Eukaryota; Apicomplexa; Aconoidasida; Haemosporida; Plasmodiidae. The record is from the annotation of a RefSeq genome assembly.
AGCUCGUUAAAUAAUAAUUUAAAUGAAGAAUACAAUCUUUGUAAAAUAUUAAAUACAAGAAAUAAUCGAUUAUUAGCAAAAUGUAAACAGGAUAAAGAUUGAAUUAUUGAAAAUUUUAAAGAAGUAAUGCCAAACAAUAAAGUGAAAAAAUAAAAAUAUAUAUCUAACAAUAAAAAAAAUACAAACCUUCAUCUACAAAUUCAUUAUAUAUUGAGGAAUACGGUAAGAUUAUUGAAAAAACUAUGUGUUAUAACUAAAACAAAAAAAUGUUACGAUUAUGAAAAAAAAAUAUUUAAAGAACUUGAUUAUGAGGAUUACGUUAAAAACGUGAACAUAAUUGAUGAUAAAAAAUAUAAAAAAGUAGUACGUAGAAAACAUAGAAUAAAAAUUGCUUUACUUUUGUUAUUUUCCUUUGUACUGAUACCACCCAUGUUAGAUCUUUCAUUAGAGAAAAUUGCAGAGGGUGAGUUUUUGGGUCUAUUAAACUUAUUAUAUUCAACUUCAUCUGGUGAACAUAUAUUUGUGUGUGGGGUAGAGGGGCUUCUGAUGAUAUUGAUAAACAUAAGUGGAUGUAAUUAAGAAAAAAUACAUAAAUCAUUUAUUUUCUUUUAUAGCGUAACUUUUCUUAUAUUUGUUGUCAUAUUUAUAAUCGUGAUUGUUUAUUAUUAUAAAAAAGUUAUAAAAUAUGAAAAUAUUAAGUUCAGAAAUAAUUAA